Molecule: messenger RNA, 11914 nt
Organism: Amoebophrya sp. A25
Lineage: Eukaryota; Dinophyceae; Syndiniales; Amoebophryaceae
Source: the annotation of a GenBank genome assembly
GACAAGUAGAGGCUUCGAAUUCCGCCUGAAGUAUGUUGUAGAUUAUUCCCUCUUGAAGUUGAACUUCUGGAAGUUGAACUUCUGGAUACUAGGAUCCUGGUGGUUUACUUCGAAGUACUAUUUCAGUAAUAAAGUAGCUGUGAGGUGUGAGGACAUCUUCAUACAAAGAAUGGGCGACUCUCCGGGAAGCUAUUUCGACCGCUUGGCUCCAGCAGGUCUAGCUACGCCUUCUGACCUUUUGAAACGACCUGCUUCGAACUCGUGCCAAAGGGCCGUUUUAGCAGCAACGCAGGCAGCCAGAGGUCGCGACGCUGUCUUGUUUCCUUCGGCAACUUCUUCGUCUUCCCUCUCGAAUCCUGCUGCUUCAACAAUGAAUGCAGCCUCCUCAUCGUCAUCUUCAUCUUCAAAGUCAAGCAUCCCUCCUAGUACCAGUACUCGACACACCAACAACUACAACACGACAAACACAACUAAAACCACGACUCCGCUUGCUUCGUCGUCAACAGCACGUUCGAGUAGUGUCACGAGAUCUGCGUAUCGAAGUCGUCUUCGCGGCAGACAUCCUUGUGAACGACCACAAUCCUCAAGUAGCUCCUUUGGCGCUGAUCCAGUAUCCUCAGUUUCAACUAUGGAACGGGUGAAGCUCAAAUCCUUUCUAGAAAAACGAUUUGGCACGUUGGACAAAGCGUUCGACUACAUCUACGAAAGUCAAGGUAGUGGUAGACGGAGUGGUAGGAGAGGACGAGAUCAUGAAGAAAGUCUAGUGGAGCAUGAUGAGCAUGGAGGUGACACCGCAGGUUCUUUUUCAACAACUAACCGGGACGAAGCAAAAAUUGACGAACGGAUCGAAACGUUGAAAAAUAAUACUUCCAGCACUUUUUGUUCCAGAGCCAGUACUACAACUUCUAGAGGGAGAGGUAGGCCAAGAGCUUCCACUUUCUCCACCACGACCGAUGACGAGGACUCCCGAAUGAUCACGUGUAUGGUGUUUCAGGAGAUCAUAGCAGUGCAAGAACGCUAUUGUAGUCUAGGGGAUGCGAGACGGCUUUUCAGCGCUUUGAAGGACCCAACAUGCGAACGAGUAACAAAAGAGGCGAUGAUAAGCGGUCUGCAAAUCUUUGGCGGCAGUACAAGAAAACUGAGCUGGUCAACGAGUCCUUGUAGAAAUAGUGGUGGUACUAAGUCAGGAGGAGGAGGAGGUAGUAAUAGUUUGAAUUUUUUUGACAAUGACGAUGGUUAUGGUCGAGAGGAGCAACAUCAAGCAGUAGGAGACGGAGAGAUACUGGAAGAUAGCGCACUUCGGUUGAGUUCUGGCAGCUCUGCAAACGAGGAGCGACGUGAUCGAGGGAGCGACAAGGGCCCCUCAAGAACGCCAAUUAUAGCAUGUGGCGAGACUUCAUCAUCACCAUCUUCCUCGUCAAGCUUCAUCAAAGGGGGAGAAAGAAAGUCGCCAACUACAGCUGUCAGUCCGCCAUCUUCUCACUCCACGUCGCCACCACGGCAAUUACCAAAAUUCGUUUCCUCUUUCGAAAAACGUCGUGACAAAAAUGGAGAUGCCAGAGUUUCAAGUAGAGUGGUCCGCGCAUUCGGUGCCGAUGCUGUUACGCCGAUUCCUGAAGAGAAGAACAAAGCUCCGACUGAAGAUGUUGAGGCAAUGAACGGCUCAACAAGUAAGGGCGACGAGGAAGGUGUUGCUGCUGGUGAAGCUGAAGCUCGUGAAAAUGCAAAGGGGUCGCCGGACCAUAAGACAGACGAGAACCAGGAACCACACGAAGAAAACAAGGACAACACUGCUACAUCAACUUCAGGUUACUUUUCUACUUCUAGAAAUGAUAUCCUCGGCAUCAUACGACCGAAGCCACCCAAUCUUCUUUCUAGUAGCUUCUCUGCGCCACGGAUCGGCUUUGGGUUUGGUGGUGGAAAUCACACUCCUAGUGGUAAGUCAACAUCAUCAACUCCUAGUUCUCCGUUUGCUGCCUUGCGAGCAUUGAGAGAAGCAUCUUCAUCACGCUCUAGGACCACGCAACGCAGCUGUGCUCCUAGAGAACGAUCACGCCGGAGACCACAGGUUGAAGAAGAUUCUGACAACCAGGAACGGGACGCCGAAAUUGAGAAUUCGAUGAAGAAACGCGAGGAGCAGAUCGCAGAAUUCUGUAAGAACAUCACACGGGAUUUGCUUGAUGAUACGGCUACUUCCUCAUCGUCUAGUGGGGGUGGCGGGGGCAGUGAGGAGGAAGGAACUAGAGGAAGUGCUGCUGACGAGGAGGCCGCAGCUGGGAAUGGAGUUGUACAAAGUGAAGAAAUGGAGGGGAGCUGUCAAGCCCUGGAGUCAACAGAAAAAUCAAAUCAGUUGCGACCACCUCCACAUGCAGAUACUGCCAGAAGUACUGUUGCUGCGAGUGCACCCCCGCCACUACAUACACCUUCGCCAGCACCUACGACCUCUUCAGCUGCACACCAUCGAUUUACAACAAGAACUACAGGUGGAGCACUCUCAGAAGAAGUAGACGAUGAAGAUGAUAGGACGAUCAAGACGUCUUCCUCUGACUGGACGUGGAGCGAUCAUGACCAAUCAGGUCCAUCCUUGUCUGAUGGUGUAAUUUUCAAAGAUGUUGGAGGACUGUCGCCUUCAUCCAAAGCGAAAAUUUCAGAUUCACAUGUCACGGGAAACGAGUUCCGCAACAAUCAAGCAUCGCAAGAUGGAGUGCCACAGCAUUUGCCAGAUCGUAUGCCUCUUGAACGGCUUGAUGGCCCUGAAGAUGAAGAAGUCGCUACACCUCGAGCUCGCAACAAGCACAGUGAAGAAGCCCUGUCGCCUCUGUGGAUGGGCUCUGAUAGUUCUUCUGACGGCGAGGCAGGAGGCAAUGCCGUUCUUGCUUCAGCUAGAUCAUCGUCAACCACCCCAAGAAAAAUCAAUGCUAGUCCACCCUUACCAGCGCUCGCAGGAUCCUGCAGCUCGCUUGAAGAUACUUCUCUGAGGCGGGUUAAUAGUGGUGGCGCAGGAGGUAGCCUAGAAGUACCAGGUUCAUGUUCAUCAGGAGAAACAUACUACAACAGCUCGUCGAAGUACUAUGACUUUGCUACGACUUCUUCCAGCAUUUUUAGCGGAACUGCUACAGCAUCGACAAGCGUAGGUGCUCGUGAAGAUGCUCAUCUUACUUCCUCUACAGCGUCGAAGACAACGCCUGCUUCAGUCGACACGUUCUACGCCAAACGGUCCUCUCCGUUAGACGACGAGGAGGAGGAUCGCAAGUUACAUCGUACACCACUAUCAUCAUCUUCAUCACUAGCGUACUCCGGCUCCUCACCACUCGCUACAUCUAGUCGUCGGUUGUUACUGUCUUCUGGGGGUCUCUUCGGAUCUCGGUCAUCGCCUGAUACUGAUGAAAAACUCGUCAAAGAGGAUCAGAAGGUUCAUCUUCGCCGUGAUGAUGACGCGACACAGCUUGUUGAUGCGGAAGUACGGGAGGAGGAAAAGACGACGCAAAUAACGACAGAGCUGCGCACUUCGACGUUUCUACACCGCGACACUUCACAAUCGCCGGUCUUGGGAUUUGACUCAAGAGCGACAACUGGUUCUCCACCAGAGAUGCACCAUGAUGGAGCACCAGAGACAGGGUUAUCCUCGUCAUCCUGCUCAAAUCAACCUGCAAGAAGAAAAUCCCGCUUACAUCGUUCGCCUGUCUUUGGCACCAAUGCCCAGGAACAAGGACUUCUAGACGACUUGAAUGUCAGCGUCUCUGAUCGCGGCGACGAGGGAGAAGGGACUACUUCUACGACUCCUAGAGUUCUUGACGAGAACAACCACCUUGACAAUGCUGGUCCUGUACAAGAAAUAGAACAACAAGAAGAUGCUGAUGAACAGAAUAGUAAUAGUUUUGUCGAGUUGGAAAUAACACCUUCGGCUGGUGCGGCUGGUUGUGCUGCGGCAAGUGGCAUGGGUGGUUCGUUUUCGUUUCUUGGUGAAGAAGGACAGGACGUAGACGACGAGAGUGAAGGCGAACGAUUGAUUCAUGAUUCGCAGACACGUCAGCUUCAGCAUUAUUCCCGAGAAGACUUGAACAAAGACGACGAAAACGCGCAGUCUUCUUCUUCAACUGGAGUAUCAGGAACCGGAGUAGAAGGAGCAACAUCAGAUGACCACCAUCGUCCAGAUGAACUAGAACCUGCAACUUGUUCUGCUGGUGGUACUACUACUAGUACAACUCUCACUCCCAAGAAAGGACCCGAUGUCGAUUUCUAUGGCGGGACAAAAUACUAUCGAAUCGCAAGUCCAUCGGAAAGCGAUAAUAGUGGGAACCAGAGCAACAUCUUGUCUCCCGAAAGCGAGGGCUUGACGGCUCGAAUGGGUGACGAUCCUUGGUGGGCUCAAUCAGAACCAAGGAAGCGCACGACGACGUUGGUGCGACGCGAUGGAGCAGGGGUGUCAGGAUCUACUACGAACUCUGAGGUAGGUAUUGCUGCUACUGGAGGAUCAGAAACAAUAACUGUAAACGCCGAGGAGGAGGAAGAAGAAGCUGUUGAAGGUCCUCUGAACACAACUAUGAGUGAGCGCGAAACUUCUAGAGGUUUGUCCGCUAGUAGCGCAGGAGUUGUGGAUGCACCACCUCCCUCUAGUACAACAGGAGGAUUCUUGUACCAUGACCUUGACGGGAACCCGCUAGACAACUGCUCUUCUAUGCUGUCGAAUGAAGAAGAUGGUUGCUCGACGGCGCGCGGAGCACCACAAUUAUCAUCUGCCAGGCAGAUCAAAAAUCUCAAUCAUGACGAUCAGAACGAUAACCGCUUGCUGUCACCAGUUUCUCCUUUCCUCGAUGUUGACUACGUACUUGGUGGAGAAGAAAAAGAAGGAGAUGCUCUUCAGCUAGGCAACUCAAACUCUGAUCAUCUCACUGCGGAUCUCCAUUCUAGCACCGAAGUACAAGAUGAGGAUGACGAGGCCUCGGGGCUCUAUCCGUGUCGACUUUCUGGGCUUAGCGACUCGGGAUUGAAUAUGACAAACGCGCUGAACAUGACGAACGCUCAGGUGGAACAACAAUCUGGUGCAAAUUCGAUGCUGUUUGACGACGAUCGAAGUCGGGUUUUCUCAGAAGCUCGAACGAAAGGCUCUUCCAGCUCGUACUUCAGCCAUAACAGAGAUGAAGAAAAUCACAGAUCAACAUCUUCAGCAGGCACCAGUAAUAGCAAGAAGGGUUUUGAACGAAAGAAUGUGGCUUUCUCUUUGGACGAUAUAGAAGAGGCGAGAGAAGAAGACAUCAAGUUUUCUUCCAGCCACGAGCAUGAAGCACAAGUGCAGCUCCCACGACCUCCUCAGAAAUGCGACUAUAUCUCUAUGACAGACGACGAGGAGGAGCUUCUUCAAGACUGUUUGAAUGCCUCGAUGAUUCUCAAUGGACAGUACGAUAACAAAAUCGAACUCGAAGAUGAUGAACAAGAUCUUCAUGAAGAUGAUUUCCUAGCAGACGAGCGAUCCGGGAGGCCGAGGAGUAGAGGCUUCCUCGAAGACCACGAUGAGCUUAUCGACGAUGGCAGCUCUAUCUCUAUACUCUCAAGAACAUCUGGCCGCUUCGCACGGCUUCAGAAAAUUGUGGAGGAGAGGGAGUCUGAACUUUCUUCUGCGUCAUCCGUAGGGAGUACGAAACCAGCUAUGGGCGGUUCAGCCUCAGCCGCCUCAGCAUCUGCUUGCAAACAAGCUAAACAAGCAGCUCUGCUACCUGAGCCACGACUUGUCGCUGCAGGGACUGCCUUAAGUUCAUCAUCAUCAACCUCACCACCGAGACAGCGACAGGAGAAGCUACACGUUGAAGAUGACACAUGCAUGCCUGCUACAAGUUCAGAAUUAAAAAUUCAGGUCAACGUAGAAUCGAAAACUCAGGUUGCUGGAGCCUCCAUUUCUUCUGUUUCGACAGGAGUGGCACCUCUUUCCUCAUCUCCAGUCCCCAAGCUCUCGCUCCCGAAGCAUCCUAAUAGCCCUGUCUCGUCAAACCCUCGUCGGAUAUCAUCCACCUACACUGCUACCGAUGAAGAGGACGAUUUGCGACUGAGCAUCGACAGUGUGAGACCGCCUAUUUAUCGGCCAGAUUGGUGUUAAGGCUGUACCUAAUUAUACAUCUUUGGACGCAUGAUCCUUGAAACGUAUGGAGGAGUAUGAUCCGAAGGGAAUACUCCCCCAUAUUUUUCAAGGAUGCACUUGAAAGAUGAAUUACGGACAGCUCUAAUGGUGGAAGACAGAAGGGAAGAGGUCAUGGGAAUCGACGACCACGCCCUCAAACUUCGUGGAUCAGAGCUAUGCUAGCAGUAGUGGGGGUGGACUUGUUGCUGAUGCAGCAGGGGGUGUGCCAGGAGGACCAAUCGUGGCUGAAGCUCCUCAUCUUGCAAUAAAUGAUGUAGAACUUCUACUACGAGAAAGAGGUCCAGCACAAAAGCGAGACAGCAAGAAUAGCAACAGUAGUACGAUCAUUUCUCUGGAGGCGGGUACUUGUUUUACUGACCGAGGCAUGUCAACACCAGCUGGCGGCACAGAAGUGGCGGAUGAUGUAGCUGAAGGUCGAAGGGAUCAUACUAGUAGAGACCAGCACGCGGCCUCGAAAUCACUGCACGAGUUAGAGCAAAAACGAGACACACUGAUGUCACAAAUUGAAGAACUGAAAGAGAGGUUACGGAACAACUUCUCUGGGUCCGUGGAGGAGGGUCUCAACAAGCUGGAAGACAUCAACAUCGACAUCCAUCAUGAUUCUUCUGUAGCUCGUGGUAGGGGUAGGAGUAGCAGCGAAAGCCGCAUCGUCCUACAGGAUCGGGAUCCGAGUGCGUCGCCGGAACUUUUAACAGAUGCAGCGCCGCUUCGUGCCUCGUCUACUAGAACUAGUCCUGCCGUGAUCGAGGAUUUGAAGGAACAACAACUCCAACUAGAGACGACAAGAAAUAGGGGCACCAGCAGACGUGAAAGUCCUCGACGAAGACUCUCAUCUUCCGAAGUAUCGUCUUCAAGGGCUUGCUUACCAGAAUUCCCAAUAUUGACAACUACUUGUACUUCGGGUUUGACUCUUACACCCGCGAUGAAGACGCGAGAAACUGUUGUCCUUGAUGUCGCUGCUGGCCUAAAUGUCGAUAGCGAUCUCCAACUCGAAGAGGUGCGGCAGGACGGUGUAAACUCUGGUAGAGCAAGAUCUACCUCACAAAAUAAGGCGUCAUCUGAGAAGCAGCAUUCGAGUACCAACAACAACAACAACAACAACAGCGAUAAGCGAUCAUCGCCUUCCGUCAGGACGCCAGGAUCUGUGACGCCACUUUUGAGUGGCAAUACAACGCCGCUGAGGGGUAGACAGAUCAUCGACUUACUAGGUUCAGACAUCAACAAGGAGAACGUUCUUCAACUUGUCGAGAAUCGUGAGCUUCUCGAAGACCAACAACCAGAAGUCGGAAGUUCUGUUUCGGCGCCCUCUGUGAAUGCAAUGCUCUCGUCAUCGUCGCCACUGGACGAGGGCAUUAGUGGUCAUACCAGUACCACGAUAUUAGAGCACCAGUUAGCUUCCAACUCUCCCCUCGCGUCUCCAGUAGUUUCAAAAAGAUGUAGUUCUCAAACAAGGAGAUUGUUCUCUUCUACUCCGUCGACUUCUUUUGAGAAACAGCAUCGGUCUGUAGAGGCACAACUUCAACUUCAACCAGUAGACUUUCACUUUCAUCCAACACAAGAACGGAUCUCAUCUUCACCUAAAGAUCUCUCUGCCUCAAGCGCGACUCCUACGUUCGUGAAACUACAUCAAGCAGGCGGGACUACUACCCCGCGCGUCGAUCACUCCUAUAACUCUCUUUUGUCGACGACUGCCUGCGAGGAAACGCAUCUGCACUCUGGCGAUGACAAUAGAAGCACUCCGGUGAAAGAAGUAAUGUCAUCCGGUCGUAGCUGUGAAGAAGCUGUAUUGGUGAACAACUUUAGUUCUUGUUCUAGCGCGGCAAGAAGAAGUAGUUUGGACAAUAUUAUGCAUUCGUCGAGUAGUCCGAAGAGGAGAAGCGCUCCUGAUGAAGCAGCUGCACGCAAUCAACAACAAGAUGCAAUUGCGGGAGACGAUGGAGCUCUACUUCCUCCAGCUAGCAUCAUGAAGGGAGAAAGUCCAUCAUCGCCUUCAAGAGGCAGAGUUGCAGCAUCGGCACAAGCGGCAGGCGGAGGCUUCUAUCUUUCUGCUGCAACUCGCCGCUUUAUCGAGCAAGCGUCGCCAGCAGAUUUUGAGGAAGAACCACGACAGCGGUCAUCUUCUUCAUCAAAGCGAAGAUACGAUCGGAAAAGUCAAGGUCACCAGGAGCAUCAUGGGCAGGAGCAUCAUCACACGACAGGUGGAGCACAGCAAGUGCAAGAGGAGGGAUCUACUAUAGAGCUGCUGGAGAGUCGUGCUAGCAGUAGCGUGGAGGUCCUCUACAGUGAUGCUUGUGUGUCGGAAACCUCGGUGUUGCCUGAAGACUCGUCGUGGUCACGGUGCUGGGGAGAAUUAGUGGACUUGGAAGAGGCAACGUCAACAAGCUGCACGGAUGCCGAAGAGCAGGAGGAUAGGAGCAGAACUCAGAACUACUACGAAAAUACAAUAACAAGGACCAGGAGGUCCUCGCAUCAAAGGAAAAGCAGUAGUUGUGAAACUAGAGUUUGCAGCAGCUCGAGUGUAGUUGGCGCCGCUGGCUUAACGGGAGUUGCAGUCGUUGAGAGAGGCACAAGCUGCAGUAGCAGUGGUACUAAUACCUUGAGUUUCUCUGUCACUUCUUCCAGUAACGGUCGUGAUUUUCAACUCCAACCACAUCCACAUUGUAGCGAAGACGCUGAAGUCAGGAACCGGAUCGAAUUGCCAGAAUUGGACUCCGUUACCCUUGAUGUCCUGGCGCCAAAGACGUCAGAAGUGUCUCAAACGACAGUAAGAGCAGGGCCAGGUGGAGUGGGAGUGCUUCUUUCAUCUUCCACUUUGGAGCGGACGUGUGAUCCAGAGACACGACGAAGUAUAGGACAUUUCCUAUCGUCUUCGGAUAGAACACCGGAAAAGCUACAGGCUCUUCAGAUUGGAGUCGAAAGGGAAAGCAGAGUUGAAGGGCCUCUUCUAGAAAAGGGAGCUAAUCAUGCUAUUUCUAAUUCAGGAAGCGCUACAACAAGACCUGCUUCUCCUUCAUCUGAGACACACCAGGAGAACCACGCUUUUCUACAAUCUAGCUCGAUCUCAAAGUCAUCGACAAUCGUCGGGAGUGUCGAAGAUGCAUAUGAUAGUGGCGUCAUAGAUGAUGAUGCAUGUCCUCUAGGUUAUGACCGUGACGCCGGUGCCGACACAUGCGACUCGUCUUCAGGCGGCCCUGCAAGAGCCGUAACACUUCCUUCAUCUAGUAGUGACGACUACGGUCUUCGUCAUGAUGAGCAGUACCACAGAAAGAGUAGAAUAAAGAACGUGGUCGAAGGAAAUUCUCAUCAACGACAACAGCUUCGAAGUGAGAACGUGUCGAGUAGAAGUAUCCAUUGGCAUGGACAUGGGCCUGAUCGCUUGUCAAUGUUGAGUACUAAUGUUGGGAGAAACACUUCUUGCUGGGACGCUCGUACCACGCAACAAAGCAUGCUAGAACUAGCUUGCUGCUCUCCACUAGAAUCGCCAGUGCAGCCUAAGGCACUGUUUGGCGCAGAUGAAGAAAAGUGCGAAGAUGAACAACAUGAACGUCUCAGUGCAUCAAGAGCUAACGAACAUAACCCGACGCUUCACCUAGUCCGCAGUCGCACAGCAUCUGCAUGGGCAGGAGCGCGGGAGCAACUGGUGACGGGCGCCGGUCUAGGAGACGUUCCACCAAUUAUAGCUGCAAGUUCUAGGGACGAUCGCUCAAGUUCACGAGGUGCUCCUGCAACUAGAAGGCGCCUUUCAGCAACAGCGGUCGUUUCGCACUUGCAGAUGGCAUCUAUUCUGAGUUCGGAAGCGGCGCCAGAAGAAAAGAUCUCCUUAUCGUCUGCAUCGGAGUCGGAAACCUUGCCUCAGAGAAGAACUUUCGCACACGAACAUCGCGAUCAAUACCGCGUUCAACAUCAACAUCGUCCUAGUACAGCGUCCCUGAUUCAACUGCAGCAAAGGUUGUUGGAGCAAAACGAAUUGAGGGUACGUGUGGACGAGGAAGAAGCCAAAGAGGAACAUCGUCGGAGUGCGUCUUUCUCAAGUAGAACACCUCCGGAACAAGACGACCAUGGCCAUGCUCAUCGCAGUGUUGUGUCCUCGUCAGGAGACGCAGAACAGUAUGACGGUGACUUUCAUCAUCGUCGUGGUCACUGCCUGUACAGUGAUAGCCCGUCACCAGAUGAUAUGGACUCAUCACAAUCACCGCGUCAUGAUCUUUAUCCGAGACAUGUUGUUGCUGAUCACUACAACAAGAAGAACAAACUACCGGAAGGAGCAACUUCUUUGAAGAAAAGCUUUUAUCAACAGCAGCAACAUUCAGAUUCACGAAUACUUGGCUCCGAUCAAGAACAACAUCUCAGAACACCGUGCUGCAGCGAAGAAGACGUGUCGAACAAUAGCACCACAUGUUGUAGUACAACUGGAUCCGGGGAGGAUUAUCAUUACACUGGAGGUGAAGACGUCGAGGAUCACGAUGAUCCUUUCGGUCUGGUUGCCUCUUCGGAGGCAGAAGCCGUCUCCCUGAUGAACGACCUGAAGGCGCACACGGAAAUGCUAAAACAGGAACUUCGCAGAGCACAUAGUAGAGAGGGAGAACUCAGAAGCAGCAUUGAGAACUUUCUCGACUAUGGGCAAACCGCAGCCGUUAAUAAUGGUCGCAUAAGUGAUAAUGAUCUUCCUCGUAUCAAAAUGCUGGAUGAAGGAGCUUCAAUGUCUCCUAGUAGAACUUCUGCACCGCCACUGAAGACACAACCACAAGAACAUCACAGUAACAACCACAAGCUCACAAGUGCAGAUCAGUUUGGACUCCUGUCGGCUUACGAGGAGCAACUGCCGCAAACAGCCUUUGUGAAAGAAGUUGUCGGGGAAAUGAGAACCCUGAUUGAGGAACUCCGGAAAGCCCACGAGCGAGAAAGCGAACUCUUGGACCAGUAUGACCGCCUAUCUGAUUACGCCUUACUAAGGCGUAAUCAGGAACAAGAGGAGGAGGGCUACGGCGGCCGUGUGGUCUAUGAAGUCGCUGGUAUCUAUUUAUAAUUCACAUUCUCACAUUGAAAUUGAAUGAUGAUGAUUCAUUCACAUUGAAUUUGAAUGAUGAUGACAUUCUUAUUUGGAUGGUGAGGUGUUAUUGUUUUGCUUUCAACUCCCUGACUCUUGGCAUGAUCUAAGAACUAUCGUAAGAAUCAGGUGUGAAGAAGUUCGUCCUCGUCGUGUCUCAAGCUGUAGCUAUCAUCUUGAAACUUCCUCCAGGUCCUCGCCAUCCUGAGAAUGACAUGGCGUCGGCGUAUACGCAAGCUACCCAGGAGCCGUUCGAUCGUUUGCGAGAACUGGAGGUGCGCUACCGCGCAACAUACUUCGGUCAGGAAUUCAGUGUCUAAGUGGGUGGGUUUGUAAGCGCGUUUUUCUUGCACUUGCCAUGAUCGUCUCUGGUCCUAUUAAGAUGUCUCUUCCUCUAAAAACAAUAUGUGCUACGUAGAAGUUCACAGACGAAUGUGACAUUAUGCAAGCUGAUAAUUUCCUAUCGAUUUCUACUAGUUCUACGUAUUUACGCAACUUUUUCCUUUUCGAGAAUUUACACCACAGCGGGUGCGACCGCGACCCGGCCUUUCUGGUAUCUAAAUCUAUUCCUUGUGACAAAAGAUAUGUAAUGAAUCACUCAGCUUUUGUUCCGUAGUCUUUUCAGCAUAACGAUCAUGACUCAGAUUCUCUUCGCAUGGUCUUUUACGAAUUUGUGUCUCGUCCCAUAAGAUAAUAACGGGAGAAACAUUUUCAAUUAAACUCGCCUAAUGUCA